GAAAUUCGUGCAGAUCCGACGAAGAUAGCGCUUCACUUACCUUCUAUAUACCGUCUUUGCACUUCCGUCGUAACGAGCGGACUUCCUAGGCUUCUGUGAACAUUCUUCCACAAACUUGGUUCAGAAAAUGGUUACUAUAAACACACCCCAUAUUUCAGGCGUUGUCCGUCUUCAUAACUGAGCCCCAGUCCACACCAAUGGCUCGCACUAAAAAUUGUGCAAUCAAGAGUACGGGAGGGAAGACCACUAAAAAGCCGGUCUUUACUAACAACAAUCCUCUUCCUCUUCCCCCCAGGCAGCUUGCCGUCAAGACCCCCCAGAUGCCUGCUCACAAAAGGUUGCGGCGUCAUCGCUUCCGCCCUGGAACUGUGGUCCUUCGGGACAUCAGGAAGUACCAAAAUUCGACGAACCUGCUUAUCCGAAAGCUGCCUUUUCAACGUCUUGUCCGCGAAAUCGCACAAGGCAUUCAGCUUUUCCCUCUUCUUCGCUUCCAGACGUCUGCUGUCCUCGCCCUGCAAGAAGCUGCAGAAGAGUAUUUGGUUUCGAUCUUGAAGGACGCAAACGCCGCAUGUCUCCAUGCGAAAAGGGUCACUCUGAUGGCUCGGGAUGUUGCUCUCGUUCGAAAGGUCAGAGGUGGCCGUGAAGCAUAUUGAAUCUGAGACUAGGAUAAGGGGGGAUAGAAGUUACGAACGUAUAAAUUUUAAGCCUGGAUAAUCAACUGUGAUUUUUGCUUUCAUUUCAGUGAAUGCCUCAACAUGAUGCCAUGUUG
Messenger RNA from Desarmillaria tabescens, 769 nucleotides. Its product is annotated as histone 3. Gene Ontology annotation, molecular function: protein heterodimerization activity; DNA binding; structural constituent of chromatin. The transcript has 3 exons. Lineage: Eukaryota; Fungi; Basidiomycota; Agaricomycetes; Agaricales; Physalacriaceae. The coding region runs from base 198 to 653 and encodes 151 amino acids. The record is from RefSeq and is a predicted model, not a curated record. Gene Ontology annotation, cellular component: nucleosome.